Messenger RNA from Moneuplotes crassus, 2064 nucleotides. NCBI's taxonomy places the organism in Eukaryota, Ciliophora, Spirotrichea, Euplotida, Euplotidae. The record is from the annotation of a GenBank genome assembly.
GGCAAGAUUAUAACAAAAUGGAAAGAAACAAGCAGGAGCGUAAACAUACGUUUAAGCCCUCUAAAUAUGCAGAUAGAUGGGGGUCGAAGGAAUACAAUGAGGAUCAUAAAGACCACCAGGAGAAGAGGGAAGCUAGGAAGAGGUGGAGGGAUUCACAUAGGAGAGAGUCCUCCUGGGUCACCCCUCUCGAAGCACUCGUUUCAUUGUCCCCAAGAAUGAAGGUUUCUAGAAGAUGCCUUUUCGCAUUUAAUGUUGAAGACAAAUAUUCAAAAAUCUUUGAUGAUUCUUCUGAUGAAAAAGAACAAAUGGAGCAAGAUUUGGAAGAAGAGAAAGUUCCUUAUUCACAAGAGCCAAAUCUUGCCCCUCUAUCGAAAGAGACUCUUCGUCUUCAUGACCAGAAGCUCAAGGGGUUUCAUAAUAGUAGAAAUUUUACUAGCAAGGAUGAAAAUAAGAAAAAGGAAGGUUCUGAGGAUUCUUUCACCUCCAUUAGUACAGAUAUCCAAAAUGCGAUUCAUUAUGAUCUGCUUGAGAAUGAGAUCUAUCACACUUGCAAUUACUCCAGAGAUUCAGGAUCAAUUUCAUGAUAUAGAGAAAAGAUAUCAUUUACUACAGAAUCUGGCAGCAAUACUGAGCAGGUUCUGAUAAAGAAUCAAGAGCAUAUGUAUGGAGCAGCUGAGCUAAAUUCCACAAUAACUUCGCAUCAAAGUAAUGACGAAAACUCUUCAAAUCAGUACAGCCAAUACCAUCAGUCUCCUUGUGUCCCGAGGAUGCAUCAGGAAGGACAGAUGCCAUACCCUCAUAACACAUUCAUCCUGAACAAAUAUCUUGGCUAUGACUCUUCUUUCUAUAGAGAGAAUAGCGUCUCUAGUAAUAAGAGUAGGAGUAGUAUCAGUAGUAGCAGCACUCAGAAAAGUACUAAUAGAAAGUACAUCCACAAGCGCCAUGAUAGUGACCUGAGCUACCUGAUCCAGAAUGCCUACGCAAUGAGCAGAGACAAGAAGAUGUGCAUGAAACUACAGACAAGAGUCGAGGAGGAGAAAAACAACAAUGAGUUUAUUAACGAGCUUUUUAAAAGACUCAUACCAGUAUUUUCGGAAAUCAUGAUGGAUCCUUAUGCUAAUUAUUUCUGCCAGAAAUUACUCACACUUGCUGAUGAAUGGCAUAUCAACAGAAUUUUGGAACAGAUCAAGACUAAAUUUGCUGACAUUUGAAACAAUACUCAUGGGACUAGGGCUGCCCAGAACUUAGUUCAGCAAAUGGAAUUGACUAAGGACAGAAUCCGUCUUAUUAGGAAAGCUCUCAAAUAACAAAAUUGUGGAUCUUGCCAUAAAUCAGCAUGGCAACCAUGUAAUUAAUAUCUGCUUAGCUCGCUUUCCUCAAAGUGAGCUUGAUUUCAUAGUCAGGGCUUUUGUAAACAAUUGUAGAGAGAUUUCUUCUCAUAAGCACGGCUGAAUGGUCAUGCAAAAAUGUCUCAUGAAUUGCUCAAGUACCCAAAGAAAGAAGCUUAGCACUCAGAUAGUACAAGACUCGCUUGCUUUGUCCAAAGACCAAUUUGGAAACUACAUUGUACAGAAUAUAAUCCAAAUGAAUGACUUUGACCAAAAUCAGGAGAUGCUCAAGAUUUUCACCCCUCAUUUGAUCAUUUUGUGUUCCCAAAAGUUCUCGUCCAACGUCAUCGAAAAGUGCAUUGAAAACUUCGAUGAUAUCACCAGAAACAUGCUAUAUGAACAACUUGAAAGACACCAUGUAAUGAAAUAAGAUUGUUUUGGACAACUUUGGCAAUUACAUAAUUCAAAAAGCUUUGAAAACAGCUAACAAGAAGAAAGAUCCAGCUUUCAGCAGACUUUUGGGACUUGUUCUAGAGAAUAUUAGGUACUUGGAUCAGAAAGAUUAUGGGAGAAAAUUAAUCAAGAAGCUGUGCAAUACCUACCCUGAAGUCAAGAAGUUUAUCAACAAGUAUAGAAGAAAGCAGCAUGACCACUUCAAGAAAAUCAAAAAGCUUAAAUAAGCUUAGAUAAACAUAGGGCUUUGGAAAACUGGAGUAGACUCUAUUCAUACAACUUA